Pseudozyma hubeiensis SY62 is the source of this 474-nucleotide messenger RNA. RefSeq lists its product as hypothetical. NCBI's taxonomy places the organism in Eukaryota, Fungi, Basidiomycota, Ustilaginomycetes, Ustilaginales, Ustilaginaceae. The transcript is spliced from 2 exons. The coding region runs from base 1 to 474 and encodes 157 amino acids. The record is from RefSeq and is a predicted model, not a curated record.
AUGCUCAGCAAACUCUUCCUGACUCUGUGCCUCAUCUCCUGCCUCUUCCCUCCCUUCGCCUUUGCUCAGCAGUGGCUCGCCAACGGACCCGCCGAGUACGCCUCUCGCUGCGCCCCUGGAACCAAGGCUUCUGGUGAAUACGUUUGCUUCACCUACAACUUCGACAUUACCAUGACUGCGAUAGGAGGUGUCUAUCAAGGCUAUGCUAAUGCUGAUGGAACCGACCCAGCUGGGAAUGGUGAAAGUUUCACCCCUGCAAACCGUCUGCUGGAGCUUCGCCUUCGGAUGCUGCUCGUGCGUCGAAAUUGUCACCAUCACGCAUCCGGGAUCCGCCACUCCCGGCGUACCGACCUCCGCAAACGACAGUGCGACUCCGUAAUCCUUUGUAAACAGGAUCGUGUCGUCACCCUCAUCAAGAAUGACAAAGUCUGGAGAAAAAUCAUUCUUGAACAUCAGUAUCGUUAUCAUCUUUGA